AUGUCUGAAGUGAAGAUCCUGUUACACACUGCAACUAAGUUUUUCAACUCAAGGAAGAUGAAGGAGGAGCCUAAGAGGCUGAUUUUUGGUUCCACUCCAAUUAUAUUAUUACUUAUUCUCCCUUUGAUCUGUGUUGGUGUUGAUUUCGUUUGGGGGAAUACUACUCAUUUCAAUCGAUGGACACAAUACUUUUCUAGUUCAGAAACUGAUUUCAGUGGAAUGGUGAAUCCAACAGUCGAAGAGCCCGAGUCCUUGGAAUUUCUUUUAUCGAGAUUAGUCAGAGGGAAAGAUCGAAGAAAUCUUGAAGCGACUGGCUUUGCAUGUGACAAGGCUGUUCAUUCUGUUGUUUGUGUUGCAAAUCAACCUGUAAGGAUUGAUACCAGCAAUAUGACAGUAUAUGUUUUUUCUGAUGGAGUUGUGGAACAAGAAACCGUGGUUCGGCCUUAUGCAAGACAGGAGGACGAUCUUAAGGUUAUGUCUCAUUUGUCGGAUUAUGAGGUCAUGAACCCGGCUGCAAAUGGAAGUGUUCAUUGCUUUCCAGGAUCAGUAGUAGGGCUUAAAUACCAUGACAAUUUAGCCUUGAAUUCGAGUGACAUUCCAGGAGGGCAUUCGAUGCGUGAAUUUAGGCAUUUCCUUAGAGAAGCAUACGGUCUGAGGUUCAGGCAUGUCAGUCAAAUUAAAAAGCCCAGGUUAAUGCUUUUAUCUCGUAGAAAUACUAGAAGGUUCUUGAAUGAAGAUGAAAUGGUUACGAUGAUGGGAGAAUUAGGCUUUCAAGUGAUUGUGGUUGCAAGAUCAAAGCUGGUAUCGAAUUUGAAUAAAUUUUCCCAAUUGAUUAACUCGUGUAGCGUCAUGGUUGGAGCACACGGGGCUGGACUUACGAAUGAGUUGUUUUUGCCUUCUGGGGCUGUUAUGGUGCAAGUAGAAAUACUUGGUACAGAAUGGCCCUCAAACACCUAUUACGGGAAUACUGCUCGUCCAAUGGGUGUACAUUACUUGAGGUAUAAGAUUGAGCCGGAGGAGAGCACACUUUUAAAAUUGUAUGGAAGAAAUCAUUCAGUCAUCGCUGAUCCCGGAUCUCUCUUCAGAAAUGGGGGCUACCGUGCAGCCAGGACCGUGUUUCUUGAUCAGCAGAAUGUGAGGAUCAAUCUUGCAAGGUUUAGGAACACACUUGUUGAAGCGCUUAGUCUUGUUACAGACUCGGAUUUCUAA
This is a messenger RNA of Fraxinus pennsylvanica, 1209 nucleotides long. The record is from the annotation of a GenBank genome assembly. Lineage: Eukaryota; Viridiplantae; Streptophyta; Magnoliopsida; Lamiales; Oleaceae.